This is a messenger RNA of Nicotiana tabacum (common tobacco), 1422 nucleotides long. RefSeq lists its product as uncharacterized. The record is from RefSeq and is a predicted model, not a curated record. Lineage: Eukaryota; Viridiplantae; Streptophyta; Magnoliopsida; Solanales; Solanaceae.
UACUUUAUUCUAAAGAUACCUCCUUGGGCAUGAGAUUACCUUAGUUACCUAAAGAGAGAGUGAAUCAGUAAUUGACUUUUAUUAUUGUCGGCGUCUUUGUGUCCCCUUUUAAUGUUAAAUAUAUAUUUAACGUUUAAUUAUUUGCAAUAUCAUUGUGCAAAUCAAUUAGCAAUUCUUCUGCACAUUUAUUUUUGUCAAAAUCUCCAGAUUUCAGUUCCUGGCCUUAAAGCAGUUGCUUGUUCAGUUUAAUCAAAGUGCAGACACUAUAUGGGAAAAGACGUUGAAGAACAGCUAAGCCUAAACGAAGAUUCCAAGGAUGGUGAGGUUAUAGAAUCUUUGUUACCCCCUAUACCAAGAUCACCAAUUAAUAGCAGACCAAAUAGCAUGGUGGUUAAGAAAGCAAAUACUGUAAUUCCAGCCCAUUUGGUGGCAGAAGCUAUAUCAACACUCCAUGGCCUUGAUUUAAGAUGGUCAGGGCCAAUAACACCAAGUGAAAUGCAAUAUGUUCAACAGUAUGUUUUGGCCAAGUACCCUGAAUAUUGCAAUGGACUUGUGGAAGAAGGAGACAAAAUUGAUCUUUAUACGCUUUGUCUGACCGAUGAAUCAUCCGCUAAUGGGAAAGAAAAAUCCCCAAGGAGAGAGUCGUCGUCGCCUUCUUUUCGAAGUAGUAAUUCAGAGUUGGGAAAAAUCCUAUUGGAACCAUCAAGAUUGCUUGAUAUUCUCACCAAGAAAACUUCUUACCAAGGGAAUUUCAUUUCAAUCCCAGAAAUUCAAGUCCGAAAUCGAGCUUUGCAACAAUGUGGAGUAAGUGAAGAGGAGUACUUAGUUGUUUUUAGAGUUACACUAAAAGAAGCAAUGAUGAUGAUUGGAGAAUGUUACCCUUUCUUCAGGGGAAAUUACUACAUGACAAUUCUUGGUGAAGAUUAUGAUUGUAUAAGGGAAUUUGUUAGUUUUAAAGAUUCAAAAGUGAUUGCAGCACCAGAAUCAUGGCUGGAUUUGAGGAUUAAAGGAUCACAACUUAGCCAAUAUUUUAGGAGAAAAUCUAAGCAUAGUCCAAAAGGGCUAUUUGCAUAUCCUGCUUACGUGGAAGAAACACGUUACUCGAUGCAUUGGAUAUCAGAAGCUCAUAGAAAUUCAUGGCAUAUUCUGUUAGAUGCUUCUGGUUUGGAUGCAGGAAAAGAAAGGUUGGCUUUAGCAUUGCAUCGACCGGAUUUCGUGUUGUAUACAGUUGAUAAUAUACAUGCUCAACCCUCAAAAAUCACAUGCCUUCUUGUAAGGAAACAAUCCUUUGAAACAGCAGCCUCUUCAGCUAAUUAACUGAAGAAAGUUGAAGCGACAGAGAGACAAUGUAUAAUUCUCUGUAUACUUCUGUUCUAAAGAGAUAAAUAUUUUCUACGUACUGGCCGUUUUUAUUUGUUUUGA